Molecule: messenger RNA, 1769 nt
Organism: Pungitius pungitius (ninespine stickleback)
Lineage: Eukaryota; Metazoa; Chordata; Actinopteri; Perciformes; Gasterosteidae
Gene: gata1a
Product: GATA binding protein 1a
Exons: 6
Coding region: 143-1423 (426 amino acids)
Biological process (GO): negative regulation of transcription by RNA polymerase II; positive regulation of transcription by RNA polymerase II; cell fate commitment
Cellular component (GO): nucleus
Molecular function (GO): DNA-binding transcription factor activity, RNA polymerase II-specific; zinc ion binding; RNA polymerase II cis-regulatory region sequence-specific DNA binding
Source: RefSeq, a predicted model, not a curated record
GUCUCUUAGCCCUAAACCUUGCUGCUCGUAGAAGAAGUUGUUCUUGUAGUAUAAUAGUGAGACAGAACACUUGGCUCCACACAUCACCGCGCUCAUCCGUCUCAUCCACUCGGUGCUGCUGGUUGAGCUGUGAUCCGUCGUCAUGGAGGAUUCAUCAGAGCAGUCCCACUGGGUGUCUCCGGCUCUUCUCAGCUCGGAUCCUCUGGCCGGUUUCUCCUCUGAACCCAGCCUUCUGCCUCCAGGAGAAGAUGGGGAGGCCUUCUUCUCCAGCUCGGACACGGACUACGCCGGCCUGCCCUCCUUCUUCUCCAACCUAAACCACAGCCGGGCGCCACCCACCUACAGACACAGCUCGGUACGACAGGUGUUCCCCUCACCCAGCCUCCUCAGCAACCUCCAGCUCCUGGAUGGGCCAGGCGGCCACUCCCUGAACUUACCCUACAACCACCCGGCCUCCACCUGGAGCAGCGGCCCCCUCGCCAAGGCCCCGCUGCACUCGCACACCCCAACCUCCCUCUACAACCCCUGCGUCACCCCCUCCUUCACCACCUCGAGAGACGGAUACUUGUCUCCGAGUAGAGAGAGCAGGGAGAGCCCCGGGCUGCAGGAGGCCCUGAAGGCCGAGCGCCUCAGCCCGCUCGGGGGGUCAGGGGCCAGCAGCAGUUUUCUGAAUCUGACUCCCGCAACCGGGAGUGUGUACACUCCGUCGUCUCACUGCCACACCCACCUGCUGAGCCCCUACAGCUCGUACAUGACAGCGCAACAAGAGUACAACUCUGCAUCCCUUUACUCCAGCCCCGGAGCAUGGAUCAGCCCCUCGUUCUCCCCAAAGGGCCGCAGCAAGAUGAGGAUUUCCACUCCAGAGGCCCGAGAGUGUGUUAACUGUGGAGCCACGGCCACCCCUCUGUGGCGUCGGGACGGCACAGGCCACUACUUGUGUAACGCCUGCGGACUCUACCACAAGAUGAAUGGGCAAAACAGGCCGCUAAUCCGUCCCAAGAAGAGACUGAUUGUCAGCAAGCGGGCGGGCACAGUGUGUGCCAACUGUCACACGAGCACAACAACACUGUGGCGGCGCAACACCAACGGAGAGCCGGUGUGUAACGCCUGCGGACUCUACUUCAAACUGCACAAUGUCAACCGGCCCCUCGCCAUGAAGAAGGACAGCAUUCAAACCCGCAACAGAAAAGUGUCCAACAAGAACAAGAAGACCAAGAAGGCCGCCAUGUUCGAGCCGUACUCGGACAUGAGUCAGCCUCCCUCCAUGGACGACAACUGCGGGCCCUUCUCCCUGGGCUCCGGGACCCUCCUGACCUACAGCCACACGCAGCACCUCAUACCGCCGCCCUCCCCCCUGCACGCCGCCGCCUCCUUACAAUACACACACCACCUCAACACCGGCAUGAUGCCCGCGCUGGUGUGAAAGAGGCACCAGCAAGGGGCGUGUAUUUUUCAGGAUCAACAGCUCGCUCGCCAGUUAAUUGUGUGAAUUUGUAAAUAUGUGGACGACAUCUGUUUUCUGUUUGGUUUUCACUGUAUUUCAUUGAUAUUAUCUGAUCACGUGGGUUAUGUUUGAAGUCAGAUAUCAUCUCUUUACAGAGGUGACAGCACGCGUGAACACACUGAUGGGGGAUUGUUUCAGCUGUGAAUGUAAGCAUUAAGUCUCUUCCCUUGUCAUGUGCUCAGGUUUUGUUACCGUCUGUUUCGUUUUUGCCAAAUAUUCCCAUAUCAAAAAAUCUACCAAGGAAAUAAUAAAUAUGUUGGAUGGA